This is a messenger RNA of Procambarus clarkii (red swamp crayfish), 2663 nucleotides long. Lineage: Eukaryota; Metazoa; Arthropoda; Malacostraca; Decapoda; Cambaridae. The record is from RefSeq and is a predicted model, not a curated record.
ACUGUCCGGCCGGGGGCGGAUGGAGGAAGGUCGUAGGACUCGUAGCACAUAUCCUCAAAAGGGGGCGCACCCGAUCCCUCGAUCGCCGUCGCCCCUCAACCUAUCCUCAAAAGGAAAGCUACCACACACAAUACUGCACCUCUCAUUGAGACGAAGGAGGUGGCACUGAUGUCAGGAAAUCAACUCCCGUCUAGAGACCAGCAACGUUAUUCUUGAUGGCAAUUCAUUAGGCGUACUGUUCGACUAGUCUUAUGAAUUGGAGGGAUGCUGUUGUGGAUGACUGCUGAAGUGUGAAUAAUUUUUGAACUCAAGAUGAGUACAAAAUUAUUUGUUACAUGUGGCCGAGGUUUGGGCACUUUUGCUGCACAAGAGAUUCGUGAACAAGUUCCUAAUGUUUGUGAUAUUCAGUCACUGGGGGAAGGCAAGCUGUCAUUCACCAUCAAUCACGCAACUGGUGGGCUGCAGCAAAACAUAAAGGCCCGUGAAGAUGAGAGCAAUACAGAAGGGGAAAAGGCAACAACUGAUGAUUGCAACAAAGCAGGAGAUCGUGGCAAAUUUUGUUCAAAUGUUAAGAGUCAAGAAGAAGAAGAAGCAGACUUCGUUCAUAUCACAUCACCAGUAUUUAAGCUGAAAAUGGUGGAGAGAAUCUUCAUGUUGCUGCAUUGUGAACAGAUUAACACUGCUGUUUCAUCUGGUCAUAGUAAUGACAUACCCAAUGAACCGAUUUCAGAUCUGAAUAUGAGACAAAAUGCAGAGGAGCAUUCAAUAGAAACAAAAGUACACUACUCGGAGGAAAUGUGUUGUGUGAAAUUGCAGAAUCCUGAGGUUAGGUCAGAUGGCAAGAAAACUUUAAAUCAAGAUUCAAGAUCUAAGAAGAUCAUCUUAAAAGAAUAUGAGAAAAAAUUGAUGGACAUUGUGAAGAAAUGUGAAUGGGCAAAUAUAGCAAGGAGAGUGAAGGCCCUGAAGGACUUCCAUCACUAUGUAGCUGGAAAUCGUGUACUCUGCAAGAAUCCCAACACCUGCCCUGGAUCUCUUAAUAGGAAAUGUGACAAACAGCAGUUGCAGCAGAAGCGCGAAUCUGCUUUAAUUUCCUCUAACUUAAAGAAGAAUUGCCAGAAUAGAAGUGUUGCUCGAAAGAGAGAUUUCAGCUUGAAUACCCGAGACAAAUCUUACAGAAGUAAUUCGAAAAGAAGAAGAUUGACUAGUAGUGAUCGAGUAUCUAGUAUAUAUGUUAGUGGUAAAAGAAAAAUCAUGUUAGAACAUACUACAAGUGAGUCUAAUAGCAUUAUUACAGAAAAUGAAGAAUUAGAUUUUAAAGACAGAAUGUUACUUAAUAUAUCUGAAAAAAAUGAGCAACUGCCAGAUAGAAAUAUAUCACUUGAAAAAGAGCAGAUUUCUAUAAAUGCAGAAUACUCUAACAACAUUAAUCUACAGGCUAAAGAGAUAUCUAAGCUUAUUCCAGCACAUAAUAAUGGAAAACCAGCAGAAGUGAAAACCUCAACAAAUGCAACGCUCGCACCAUUAACAGGAAACGAAAUCACUUUUAAUGUUUUAAAAUCUCCAGAUUUGGCCGAUGCUUCACUGAAAGAGAUCAGCCCAGAUCAACAUAAGAAAACAAGCGAUAACGAAGAAACAGUGAGUUUCAGGGUGUCGUGCCGGGUCUCUGGUCCACAUAAGACUGUACUAACUACUGAUUGGCUUACAACGACCUUUGUGCACCAGUUAAAUCAGGUGAUGAUGAGCUGGACCAAAAAUUGGAGAGAGCCUGUAAUGGAUUUUUAUGUGAAUAUUACAGAUUCACAUUUUAUUUUAGGUGUCUCGCUGGCGCACAAGACACUCUCUUUACGGCAUUACAUUCCACACCUCACGCUUCGCUCUACAAUCUGCUACCUGAUGGCCAGACUGUCUCAAGUAUCCCCUGGUUGUGUACUCCUGGACCCAAUGUGUGGAGGGGGAACCAUUCUGUUGGAGGCAGCUACAAACUUUGAGGUUAUUCAUGUUAUAGGAAGUGACUUGAGUACAGAGCAGCUAGAGGUAUCUAGAUGUAACCUCCGUGGUCUCGGUAUCCCCGUUAGUCUCCUACACGCUGAUGCUACUGCACUGCCACUGCAGAGUGCAUCUGUCAAUGUUGUGCUGUGUGACUUCCCAUUUGGUCAAAAGCACAAGUCCGCUGUGGAUAUUACAAAGCUGUUAAGAGGAGUUAUCCUGGAGUGUCAGAGGGUUCUUGUGCAUGGUGGAAGGGGAGCGUUUCUGUUGUCCAGACACCAGCACCAUCUCCUUUCUCAAGCUGCUCACAUGGACUCUACCGGCCAAGCACAAGAGCUGCUGCUGACAGUGGAAAGUGUUCACUCUGUGUCUCUGGGAGAGACGUCUGCCUGCCUCACCGUGCUGCUCAAGAACCAUCACUAGCUCUCACUCGCUCCUCCAAAUUAUUCAUCGUUUCCCUGGUCGACAUACAGAGUACCAAGACACUGGACUACAUGUACUUUUGGAACCACCACCUGAAAGAUCAGUAAAAUUAGGGAUUCUCAAGUGUUCAGUAAUUCACAUUCAAAAUUGUGAACAUUUUUUUUUUCCAUCUUAAAGCAUUAAUGUACAGCUAGAGAAAUUUUUCAAUGUAAUUUUGGUACAGACUUUACUAAAAUAAAAUUGUGUAAAUGUAA